ACCUGGGAGAAAUACCUGAAAGAGACAUGUGCCAUCCCAGCUCCUGCCCAUUGCUUCAAGCAGUCAUACACUCCACCUGCAAAUGAAUUCAAGAUCAGCAUGAAACUAGAAGCCCAGGACCCCAGGAACACCACCUCCACCUGCAUUGCCACGGUGGUGGGGCUGACAGGCGCACGCCUCCGCCUGCGCCUCGAUGGCAGCGAUAACAAGAAUGACUUCUGGCGCCUGGUGGACUCUGCUGAAAUCCAGCCCAUAGGAAACUGUGAGAAGAACGGAGGGAUGCUGCAGCCUCCACUGGGCUUUCGGCUGAAUGCCUCCUCUUGGCCCAUGUUCCUUCUGAAGACUCUGAAUGGAGCAGAGAUGGCUCCUGUCCGGAUUUUUCACAAGGAACCACCAUCUCCAUCCCAAAACUUCUUCAAGACAGGUAUGAAGCUGGAGGCAGUGGACAGGAAGAACCCUCACUUCAUCUGCCCGGCCACCAUUGGGGAGGUGAGAGGUUCUGAGGUCCUCAUAACAUUUGAUGGCUGGAGAGGUGCCUUCGAUUACUGGUGCCGAUAUGAUUCCCGGGACAUCUUUCCCGUAGGCUGGUGUUCGCUGACUGGAGAUAAUCUGCAGCCCCCUGGAACAAAAGUUGUGAUUCCAAAGAGCCCUUUACCUGCCUCCGAAGUAAACUCGGAGAAACCUAGCAUGCACAGUAGCACAAAGACUGUUUUGGGGCAUCAACAAGGGCAAAGGCGUCGCAAAACAGGGAAGAAGCGUGGUCGAACGACCAAAGCGCUAAUCCAUCACCCCAUGCCUACACCCUCCAAGUCAGUGGAGCCUUUGAAAUUCCCCAGAAAGAGAGGCCCCAAGCCUGGCAGUAAGAGGAAACCUAGGACAUUGCUGAACCCAGCACCCACCUCUCCAACAACCAGUACCCCAGAACCAGACACAAGCACUGUGCCCCAGGACGCUGCUACAAUCCCCAGCUCUGCCAUGCAGGCUCCCACAGUUUGCAUUUACUUGAACAAGAACGGCAGCACUGGGCCCCACCUAGACAAGAAGAAAGUUCAGCAGCUGCCGGACCAUUUUGGACCAGCUCGAGCUUCUGUUGUCCUGCAGCAAGCAGUACAGGCCUGCAUUGAUUGCGCUUAUCAUCAGAAAACAGUCUUCUCCUUCUUAAAACAAGGCCACGGGGGAGAGGUCAUCUCAGCUGUGUUUGAUCGGGAACAGCACACUCUGAACCUGCCAGCAGUAAACAGUAUCACCUACGUCCUCCGCUUCCUGGAGAAGCUCUGCCACAAUCUUCGCAGUGACAACCUCUUUGGGAACCAGCCUUUCACUCAGAACAGCCACAUGCAGCGGUCACACGAGUACGACCACGACAGGUAUCUACCAGGUAGGAGCUGGGGCGGGGGCGGCGUU
Molecule: messenger RNA, 1404 nt
Organism: Pterocles gutturalis (yellow-throated sandgrouse)
Lineage: Eukaryota; Metazoa; Chordata; Aves; Pterocliformes; Pteroclidae
Gene: SCMH1
Product: sex comb on midleg homolog 1 (Drosophila)
Exons: 8
Biological process (GO): regulation of DNA-templated transcription
Cellular component (GO): nucleus
Source: RefSeq, a predicted model, not a curated record